UCCCCCCAUGACACCCCCAAUAUCCCACUGCCCCCCAGUCCCCCCAUGACACCCCCAAUAUCCCACUCCCCCCAGCACCCAAUAUCCCACUGCCCCCCAAUCCCCCCUGACACCCCCAAUUCCCCCCAUGACACCCCCAAUAUCCCACUCCCCCCAGCACCCCCAAUAUCCCACUGCCCCCCAAUCCCCCCUGACACCCCCAAUAUCCCACUGCCCCCCAAU
Messenger RNA from Grus americana (Whooping crane), 222 nucleotides. RefSeq names its product homeobox protein ESX1-like. The record is from RefSeq and is a predicted model, not a curated record. Lineage: Eukaryota; Metazoa; Chordata; Aves; Gruiformes; Gruidae.